UUUCAUAAAAAUAUCUAUUUUAAAAUGUAUAUUGGGCGGUCAGUGGCCCUUUAAGUACAUCGGUUAAUGGGUAAAUGUUUAAGAAAUAGUUUGAAGGGGAGACAGAUCAUUAGUGAAGUGGGCAAGUGGUUAGAUGGGCAGUUAGAUUGGGUGGUUAAACGCGUGGGUGUGGGUAGGUACAUGAUUAGCAGUGAGAUAGGUGAGUCGGUACAAGUAGAUAAGUUGGGUAGGUAGGUACUGAAGGUCGCUAAAUAGGGAGGUGCAUGGGUAUUUAUACUGUAGAUAUUAGCUGGUGGGUAGGUAGUUAGCUUGAUAGACUGUUACUUUAGGUGGGUAGUUUGGUGGAUUUAGUCGAGCACUAGGUAGACUCAUUGGUAGUUAAAUAAGUUGGUCGGUAAGAAGAUGGGUAGAAAGUCCGUGAAAUAAAUGGGUAGGAAAUUACUGUAGUUAGAUGCGUGGGUAGAUAGUUACCAAGAUUGGUUGAAGGUCGAGGUUGAUUAAGUCGAUGGUUCCAUACGUGGGAACGUACAGUACGUAGCGACGGUAUAUGAUGGGUGCUAAUUUAGGUGGGUAAUUUGGGUGGAUAGGUAGGCAGGUAAAUUAAAUGGCUUACUGUCUGGGUAUCCAUGCCGGGCCAGUAGACAUCUGUUUGGGCUGUUGCAAGAAGAGAAGGGGCUGCAGUGUUCGUGUAGGGAGGUGGAAGAGGAGGAGGGCCUCAUGGCCAGUGGGGAGCUCUGAUGGGGGAAUCCACUGUUAGGUGGAGGAAGAAGUGGAUCCUGCUUUUUGUGGCGUGCACGGCAGUUCUGAAACCAAACCUGUGGCAAACCACACAUAUGGCCAAGUUUAUUUGAUGAAUUGGAGUUUCAGUGUCUUUUUUGGUAUCAUUUGGUUCGCACCUGUAUGACCCGUCGACUCAGUCCCGUUAUUUCUGCCAGUUUCUGAAGCGUAAGAGCAUCGGGGUUAUUGUCCUGGGCAAACUGGCUCUGCAUCACCUGCACCACAAAGACAUACAUACUGGAAUAAUUCAUGGAGAUCAGCCUUUAUGUGGUUAAGUCUAUGGUCGGAUUUAUGGUCUGUGACCUGGUUCAUGGUCAGGUCUAUGAUUGGGUCUAUGGUCGGAUUUAUGGUCUGUGACCUGAUUCAUGGUUAGUUCUAUGAUUGGGUCGAUGGUCCAGUUUAUGGAAUAUGGCCAAGUCUAUGGUGAGGAUUAUGGUCUCUGGCCAUAUUUAUGUUUUACUGCAAUGGUCAUCAACCUUUUUGAAAAUGCACCACUUCUAGAGGCGUCAGAAAGAAAGGUUGGGGGGUCUUUUUGGAGAACCAAUACUAUUUUAGGCAAACUGCCCCUCCGGUUGGGAAUGGGUGCGGGGGGACUUUCAUUAUCUAGUCAAGUCUGUGGCCUAUUGGUAGGUGUAUGGUCAAGAUUGUGUGGUUAGGGUUCGUAAAAAAUGUGGUGAAGUUUAUGGUCAAUGGGAGGGGUCGCAAACUCAAUUUAUCUUGGGGCUGCUGGAGGCAGAGUCUGGCUGAAGCUGGGCCACAGCCUUGGUAGACUUGCACAUGCACGCAAUUUAAAAAUCCAAUUUCUCAAACGUCUUUUGUAUUGUUUAACAUAGACUAAGAUAAACAAGGACGCUGGUGUAAACAAGUUGUGUUCAAAACUACUAAUAAAACUCCCCAUGAUAGUUUUCACUCAUUGAAAAAUGUUUCUCUGCUUGUGUGAAAUCCGGUUUAUGUCACACCCGUGAGAGUCAUAUACCUCACGGUGAUUGGUAGGUUCAUCAUCUCCGCACACAACACUGUAAAAGUGCCAUUCAUAUAAAACUCUGUGGCCCUACUAACGUUAAACUCAUAUUAAGGUGGGGGCCACAAAAUAUCAUCUUGCAGGCCACAAAUGGCCCACAGGCUGCCAGUUUCAGACCCCUCGUCGAGGGUCAAGUUUGUUGUCAGGUCUAUAGCUCACCCUACCUGCAGCUGUUCUGCUGUGAACGACGUUCGUGCCCUCUUGGCUGGCUUGGGCUGGCAGCCCGGGUUGCAGGGCAGUGCCCCCUCCAGGGUCAGUCCAGUUCCUGCAGGGGAGGAAGGUGAAGGAAAGUGAAUAUACAGACUGUUACAUUAGCUUCUCUCGCUAGCCACUGUAUGCUCCAGACCCUUGAGAAUCUGACGAUUACAGAGAAAUUUGUAUUCAGAUUUCCUGUGACCAGUGUCGUGCAUUUGAGUUGUCGAUAUAGAUUGCAAUGCUAGCCUCUCGCAGUAGCCACACAUUUUUGUUCAUUCACCUACUACAAUUAUGAACUGUACCGUUUUGGGCGGCUCUGCGCAGAUUGUCCAGCACGGCAUCAUAGUGGGCCCGGCAUAGCACCCUACCCUCUACCAGGCCAAACUCCUCGCCCGUGGACAGCUGGCGUUUGCAGGAAAAGCAGGCAAAGCAGGCCAGGAGAUAUCGGUCGUGGAUGUCUACCCCGCAGCUGGCGCACAGCUGGAGCCGCUGCCGGGGCUUCUCUUUGCCCUGAGGAGGACAGCGACAGGCGGCCUCUGGAGGGCUGCGAACUCGGGCAUCUUCCUUCACCUCUGACCUGGACUGUGGCAGAGUUUAUCCUAGUUAGUGUCACGGAGUGCUGGAACCUAUUCAAGCUGAGUUCCGGCGAAAGGCAGAUUACACCCUAAACCGGUCACCAGUCAGCCGCGGGGCACAUACAGACACGGACAACCAUUCGCAGUCAUAGUCACGGCAUCACUGAGGGGGAACUGAACCCAUCCUGCCCUCACCAAAGUCAGUCAACCCUUGUUGCUACUACCCUUGUCAAAACUCUGGAGUUUGCGUGCGACAGGCUGCCGAUGGCUACGAGUGUGACUGCACCCGCACUGGCUUCUAUGGGGAAAACUGCACCCAUCCGGAGUACUGGACUUGGCUUCAGCUCACACUAAAGCCCAGCCCAGAGGUUGUCCACUACUUCUUGACAAAUUUCCAGUGGCUCUGGAACUUGAUCAACAACUCAUUCCUGCAGGACACCUUGAUGAGACUAAUACUGACUGUGCGCAGUGACCUCAUUCCCAGCCCUCCAACCUAUAACACCAAGUAUGGCUACCUCACCUGGGAGUCCUACUACAACACUUCCUAUUACACCCGGAUACUACCACCAAUUCCAGACGACUGUCCUCUGCCCAUGGGAACCAAAGGCAAGCCCCAUUUGCCCGAUCCCAAAGUAUUGUCCGAGCAGUUUUUCAAAAGACAGAAAUUCCGGGAGGAUCCAGGAGGAACCAACAUUAUGUUUGCCUUCAUGGCUCAACAUUUCACCCACCAGUUCUUCCGCACUGACCAUCAGAUCAAUGGAGGCUUCACCAAAGCUCUCGGACAUGGGGUCGAUGCAAGCAACAUUUAUGGUGAUACGCUCACGCGGCAGCUGCAACUUCGUCUUCAUAAGGACGGAAAGCUGAAAUAUCAGAUAGUGAAUGGCGAGGUGUACCCCCCUUCGGUGUCCGAGGCCCCUGUUCACAUGGUAUACCCGGCGGACAUUCCUUCAGAGCAGAGACUGGCUGUCGGUCACGAGUUGUUCGGAAUGCUGCCAGGGCUGACCUUGUAUGCCACCUUGUGGUUAAGGGAGCACAACCGAGUGUGUGAUGUCCUCAAGUCAGAGCACCCGAGCUGGGAUGACGAGCAGCUCUUCCAGACUGCCAGGCUCAUUGUUAUCGGUCAGAUUAUUAAGAUCAUCACGGAAGAGUACGUGCAACAUCUGAGCGGCUACCUGCUCAAGUUAAAGUUUGAUCCCACCUUGCUCUUCGGUCAGCGCUUCCAGUACAGCAACCGUAUUGCUUUAGAGUUCUGCCAACUGUACCAUUGGCACCCUUUGAUGCCUGACAGCUUCCUCGUGGAUAAUGACGAGAUUCCGCACUCACGCUUCUCCUUCAACACCUCGGUGCUUUUUCACUACGGUGUUGAGAAGCUGGUGGACGCCUUCUCACGACAACCAGCGGGACAGGUAUGUGGCGGGCGUAACUCUCCCGGAGUGGUGCUACGAGUGUCCGAAAUGGUCAUCCGAGAAUCCAGAGAGACGCGUAUUCAGCCUUUCAAUGAAUACAGGAAGAAGUUCAAAUUGAGGCCUUAUACCUCAUUCAGAGAAUUUACAGAUGACGAGGACAUUGCGGCAGGUUUGCUGGAGCACUACGGUCACAUCGAUGCCCUGGAGUUCUACCCGGGAAUCCUCCUUGAGAAGCCACGUCCCGGCUCUAUCUUUGGAGAGAGCAUGGUAGAGAUGGGGGCCCCCUUCUCCCUGAAGGGCCUGCUGGGCAACCCCGUGUGUUCGCCUGAGUACUGGAAGCCGAGCACCUUCGGCGGGGAGGUGGGCUUCAAUGUGGUCAAAACGUCUACGCUGAAGAAAUUGGUGUGCCUCAACACCAAACGGUGUCCAUAUGUCAGCUUCCGGGUUCCUCUUGAGCUCGAGAACACUAAGCUGAAGAAAUCCAAGGAGCUUUAACCUACCUUAUUAGGAGGCAUGUUUUCUAAAAAUAGGUAGCUUGUAACAUAUAACUUCCCUUGGGAGUUAUCCGUUAAUUCACCUGAUGCCAUGAAAUCUACUGGGCAGAUCGAUAAUGAAUAAACCCACAAAAAAGUCACAAAAACCCAAGUCCGAAAUGACACAGCUAUUUUGGUUGAUUUUUAAUCUUUAUUUUUGUCUUGUCCCAAAACAAUGUGUCGUGGAAUAAAUGAAGAGCAGAAGAAUACUGCAUUUUUGA
Molecule: messenger RNA, 4728 nt
Organism: Syngnathoides biaculeatus (alligator pipefish)
Lineage: Eukaryota; Metazoa; Chordata; Actinopteri; Syngnathiformes; Syngnathidae
Gene: ptgs1
Product: prostaglandin-endoperoxide synthase 1
Exons: 12
Coding region: 3012-4469 (485 amino acids)
Biological process (GO): response to oxidative stress; cyclooxygenase pathway
Cellular component (GO): neuron projection; cytoplasm
Molecular function (GO): peroxidase activity; prostaglandin-endoperoxide synthase activity; heme binding
Source: RefSeq, a predicted model, not a curated record